Symbiodinium natans is the source of this 1044-nucleotide messenger RNA. The record is from the annotation of a GenBank genome assembly. Lineage: Eukaryota; Dinophyceae; Suessiales; Symbiodiniaceae.
AUGGCAGAGAUGGCUCGGGAAGAGCUGCGUGAACGCCGAGAGGAGGUGGAGAUGGCGAUCUCCGAUGCGGCAAAGUUCACUGCGUGCCAGUCGGUUGAAUCUCGUCUCGUAGGGCCGCGAUCGCAGAUUCGCAUUCAGAUGAGAGCGUAUCCCCGAGGGACCGCAAUUGAAUCGCAGCAUCUAGGCUUGUUUGCUGUGCUUCAUGCUCCGAAAGGAACCACCCGGCAAUCCUGGAAACUUCGCUGUGUUUUCACUGUCCUCAAUGUUCACCCGGAGAAGCAUCUGAAAAAAAUGGUCCACGGCAAUUUCGAAAGUGGAAAGGCUUGUGGGGUCAAGGAUAUGUUGUUGCUUCCCCAGCUCUUUUCGCCUGAGGCAGGCUGGAGUCAGCCAGCCGGGGAGAUUUUGGUGCAGUUGCAGGUCUGCUUUCCCUUUGAGCCAGAACCAGCGUGCCCUGCGUUUUGCCGAGAGCUGGAUUUGUCUAAAGAGCUCUGUCAGGUCGCGUUCAUUUUGGCUGAUGGAUCUCGAAUCUACUUUGACAGACGCCUGCUGGUUGCAAGGUCGGAGUAUUUCGGUGAGAUGCUCGGGAACGACAGCUGGAAGGAAGGUCGCACCAACGAGAAUUACCUGCGCAGCAACCCCGAUGCAAACUCUCGAACUAUGUCAGCCGUGCUGCGCUUCCUGGUGGGGGGCUCCUUCUGCUUGCGGGAUGGUGUGGCCCAAGCUUUCGCAGUGCGCCGCCUGGCGGACCAGUACCGUCUCAAAGAUCUCGUGAGCAUGGUCGAUUCGGCCCUGGAGAGAGUGCUGUCCGAAGGCAAUGUGCUCACUUUCUUGGCGCAGACGCUCGGAAGCGGGGGAAGCUUGGAAGCGGAAUGCCUGGAUAUGUUGCAGGACAACGAGUGCGAGCUUCUGGAGCGACAGAAGCCGAAGAUCAAGCAGAUCAUCAAAGAGAACCCGCAGCUGGCCGAGACGAUGAUGGAGCUCCUGAUGGGCACAGCGCGCGAGCUGCGCGGGCAGAAGCGCAAGUUGGAGAGCCCCAGGGUUUAG